Molecule: messenger RNA, 1848 nt
Organism: Glycine soja
Lineage: Eukaryota; Viridiplantae; Streptophyta; Magnoliopsida; Fabales; Fabaceae
Product: probable polyol transporter 6
Exons: 2
Coding region: 150-1679 (509 amino acids)
Biological process (GO): transmembrane transport
Cellular component (GO): membrane
Molecular function (GO): myo-inositol:proton symporter activity
Source: RefSeq, a predicted model, not a curated record
UAUAUAGCAAAAUAACAUAUGCUUUCUUAAAUAAAUAACAAAAAAACAACUUCAUGCAUCCUCAACUUUUGCCAAAUUAGAGUUAAUUCAGUAUAAGAGUUCUCACUUUUGAAAUCUUGUCAGAUUAAUUACUCUAGCAAGAUUGAAGAAUGUCUACGGAAGAUGAUAAUAACAAACCUUACCAAGUACCCAAAGAAAAUUAUUCAGUUAACAGUCAUCGAAGACUAUUUAACAAGUAUGCUUGUGCUUGUGUGAUGACUGCCUCGAUUAUAUCUGCCAUAUUUGGUUACGUUAUGGGAGUGAUGGCUGGAGCACUGAUAUUCAUAAAGGAAGAUCUUCAAAUCAGUGACCUACAAGUGCAGCUCCUAGCAGGCAUCUUAGACGUGUUCGCAGUAUCAGGAGCCAUGGCUGCAGGAAGAACAUCUGAUUAUAUAGGUCGCCGCUACACCGUCAUUCUAGCCUCACUCAUCUUCUUGUUGGGCUCCAUUCUAAUGGGCUAUGGCCCAUCCUACUCAAUCUUAAUCAUUGGAAGAUGCAUUGUUGGAAUUGGUGUGGGUUUUGCAUUGAUCAUAGUACCAGUUUACAGCACAGAGAUUUCAUCUCCUUCCAAGAGAGGCUUUCUCACCUCUCUCCCAGACCUUUGCAUCAACUUGGGGUUCUUGCUUGGCUAUGUCUCAAACUACUUGUUUGAAAAAUUGCCCCUGAAACUUGGAUGGAGAAUAAUGGUUGCUCUUCCAGCAAUUCCUUCCCUCAUUCUAGUCAUUCUCAUGUUGAAUUCGGUAGAGUCUCCAAGGUGGUUAGUGAUGCAAGGACGUAUAGCUGAGGCCAGGAAAGUGCUUUUAUUAGUCUCUAAUACAAACGAAGAAGCUAAACAACGCUUGAAUGAAAUAGAAGUUUCUGUUGGCAUUGUUGAAAACUGCACCCUAGACAUUGUUCAGGUUCCAAGGGAAACUCGCAGUGGUGCAGGAGCUCUUAAGGAACUGUUUUGUAAACCUUCCCCACCUGUGCGUAGGAUACUAAUUGCCGCCAUUGGGGUUCAUGUGUUCCAGCAGAGUAGUGGAAUCGAGGGUAUUUUGGUAUAUAGCCCAAGGGUGUUUGAGAGAACAGGAAUCAGUGACAAGAGCAAGCUCAUGCUAGUCACUGUUGGCAUGGGAAUCAGCAAAACUGUGUCAACAUUAGUUGCAACAUUUUUGUUGGACAGAGUUGGGAGGAGGAUUCUCUUUCUGGUUAGUUCAGGAGGAAUGGUUGUGGCACUGUUAGGGUUAGGUGUUUGCAUGACCACAGUGGAAAGUUCCACUGAGAAAUUAUUGUGGACAACAAGCAUUGCCAUAAUUGCUACCUACGUUUAUGUGGCUUUUAUGGCUAUUGGAAUUGGGCCUGUGACAUGGGUUUAUAGCACUGAGAUAUUUCCUUUGAGAUUGAGGGCACAAGGAAUUGGCAUAUGCGUGGCUGUGAACAGAACUACGAAUUUGGCAGUGGUCACAAGUUUCAUUUCGAUCUAUAAAAAGAUAACAAUGGGUGGGAUUUUCUUUCUGUUUACAGCUAUUAAUGCUUUGGCUUGGUGUUUCUACUACUUUUUGCCUGAGACUAAAGGAAGAUCAUUAGAAGAUAUGGAGAGUAUCUUUGGGGAAAAUUCCAAAUCGAAGGUACAAAAUGACGAAGCCAGAGAGCAACACUAGUGAAUCUAGUCCAUAAUCGCAAUGUGAUGCAGUUGCUGAAAGAUAUAUUGAAGUUGCAUCGGUGGAAACCUGUAUCCUUGUUGAUUCCUCCAUAAAGCCAAGUUUUUCCUAACUUUGCUCUUAUUAUAAUAAUCCACACCAUGAUAAAUAAGAUUUCUUAAUCUUAAAA